AAAAAAAAAUGACAACUAACAGAAAAUGAUGUGGCAAGAUCGUAAUUCAUUGGCCAGCUCAACCCAAAUGGAAUCGACGGCGAAUAAUUUCCAGAAACAGUGUCAUUUCUAAAAGGGCAACGCUGUUAUUUUAGACAGGAUCUGGUGGCAACGUGGUCAUUUGAUUAACAUCCGGUUGCGGCAUUCCGAUAUAAAUAUCCGCUGGCUGAAAUUUCUCAUUACUACUUCUCAGAAAAGGAAAAUAGAAAGUUUAUAAUCUAUCGCGUUGUUCUGAAGCAGCUCCCUAUUUCUCCGCGUACGCUCUCUACCACCUCCCCAGAUCUAUUGUUUUCUGGGACCUAAGUAUAAAACAGAAAUGGGGCUGACUUUCACUAAGCUGUUUAGCCGGCUAUUCGCUAAGAAGGAGAUGCGGAUUUUGAUGGUUGGUCUUGAUGCUGCUGGUAAGACAACCAUCCUGUACAAGCUCAAGCUCGGAGAGAUUGUCACCACCAUUCCAACCAUUGGUUUCAAUGUGGAGACUGUUGAAUACAAGAACAUUAGCUUCACAGUUUGGGAUGUUGGGGGUCAGGACAAGAUCCGCCCAUUGUGGAGGCACUACUUCCAAAACACACAGGGUCUCAUAUUUGUGGUGGACAGUAAUGACAGGGACCGUGUUGUGGAGGCAAGGGAUGAAUUGCAUAGGAUGUUGAAUGAGGAUGAGCUGAGAGAUGCUGUAUUACUUGUAUUUGCAAACAAGCAAGAUCUUCCCAAUGCAAUGAAUGCUGCUGAAAUUACUGACAAGCUUGGUCUGCAUUCACUGAGGCAGCGUCACUGGUACAUCCAGAGCACCUGUGCUACCUCUGGAGAGGGGCUAUACGAGGGGCUGGAUUGGCUCUCUAACAAUAUUGCUAACAAGGCUUAAAUGUUGUUGGGAGUUGCUUGGAUAAUGCGUGCAGCUGUGUUUUUCAUAGCCUUAUACUAGUCUGUGUGGAAUGAUUUUGUUUCAAAAUUUUUGGAAGUUCUUUGGUACCCUGUGAAAUGGCUGUGUAAAACUAAAUGAAAUUGUUUCAUAUGUUUGCGGUACACUAGUUUAAAUGUAAUGCUAUAUUCAUUCAUGGACACACUAAUAUUAAAUAUUGUCUGCAUUCACAGUUA
Messenger RNA from Salvia miltiorrhiza (redroot sage), 1134 nucleotides. Its product is annotated as ADP-ribosylation factor 2. Bases 356 to 901 code for a protein of 181 amino acids. Lineage: Eukaryota; Viridiplantae; Streptophyta; Magnoliopsida; Lamiales; Lamiaceae. Gene Ontology annotation, biological process: vesicle-mediated transport; intracellular protein transport. The record is from RefSeq and is a predicted model, not a curated record. Gene Ontology annotation, cellular component: cytoplasm. Gene Ontology annotation, molecular function: GTP binding; GTPase activity. The transcript is spliced from 7 exons.